AUGAUGCGUCUGGUUUCAUUUAUUGUCGCUCCAGGCUGGUCAGCUGUGGUUAAGGUCAUUCCAGAACUCCGGAAUAUUUUUGCCCAAUACGUACGACGUCUGACGCUCUACGCCUUUCCCGAUGCUCCAAAUGUCCACAUCAGUCGUCGAAUGGGAGUCCUAUGGCGCACCCUCGCACCUAUAGACAGGGAGGCCUUCUCGGAUGAGGCUAGGCGUCUGCAGGACUUACAUGCUCUCGAGUUCCCUGAUUAUAAGUACCGGCCGCGUAAACGUAACCGCGUCGGAGCCAAAGAACCAUCCACAGAACCUUUGAGGCUGCCUUCGCCGCCGCCGCCGCCUCCUCCGGUGCAAUCAGAUACAAUCAAUAGCGUCGAGAGCCUCCUCUACCCGAUCAAUCCCCUCUUGCCUGGCAAACUAACCGACCGGACAUCUAUCGGCCUGAACGAGAUGGUGAGCCGACUGGAUGCAUCUUCACCGCUGAUGGUGCAAGUGCCGGAUCAGCCGAUUAAAACGGAACCACCAUCUUCUCUGGACGUGGAUACCUCCUCCAGCACCUCACUUCUAUCUCACUGCUGUUCUGACGGACGUUCUAUCAACUGGGCUGGUUCGGUUCAUCAAACUACC
Molecule: messenger RNA, 624 nt
Organism: Dibothriocephalus latus
Lineage: Eukaryota; Metazoa; Platyhelminthes; Cestoda; Diphyllobothriidea; Diphyllobothriidae
Source: the annotation of a GenBank genome assembly